This is a messenger RNA of Chondrus crispus (carragheen), 1176 nucleotides long. RefSeq lists its product as hypothetical. Bases 1 to 1176 code for a protein of 391 amino acids. The transcript has a single exon. The record is from RefSeq and is a predicted model, not a curated record. Lineage: Eukaryota; Rhodophyta; Florideophyceae; Gigartinales; Gigartinaceae.
AUGCUCGAGAAGCAGGAGGAGCCCGAUACGCGCUCGCUGUCGGAGCGCAUCGUCGCUUGGUUGACGCAUGUGUACCUACCGCAGGGGUAUCCGCAUACCACUACGCCGGAUUAUAUCUCGUUUACAAAGUACCGCACGCUUCAGAACCUCGCCUCGGCUAUCAUGUCCGUCAUCUCCACGGAAGCACUGCUGUUCGGCCUGGGGCUCGGGAAAACCGUCGCCGCGAGCGCGGCGGCGAUUAGUUGGGUACUAAAGGACGGCGCUAGUUACUUGGUGAAGAUCGGUUAUGGAGGUACGUUUGGCUCCAAGUUUGACGAUGACCCUAAGAGUUGGCGCAUUGCCGCAGACAUUGUCGAGGAUAUCGGUGGCGCUAUUGAGAUCUGCACACCGUUGUUUUCGCUCGCCUACUUCCUACCACUCGCUUCGUUGGCGGUUUGUUUGAGGGGUAUGUCUGCGAUGACUGGCACGGCCACACGUCAUGUCGUUUAUCGCUCGCUAGCUACUAGUGGCAUGCAGAAUACGGGCGAUAUCGCCACCAAAGGGGAGAGCCAGGGCGUCACCAUGAAAAUGCUUGGCCUUGGCACGGGCGUUCUUGUAUCCUCGCGGAUCGGCCAGAAUUACUAUGCUUUGCUCGCUGCCUAUGCUUCACUGGCCGUGGUGCAUAUCGUUGCGAAUUGGCGCUCAGUUCAGUGCGUUCAGUUUUCCUUCUUUAACAAGCAGCGCGCUUCCCUCGUCAUCGACAGUCAUCUCAACGGUGAACAGCUGCCGAGUCCGUAUGAUGUGUCGCAUACGGAGAAGAUUGUGCUCCCGCCGUGGCUUGGUUUUCAACCUGCCGUUAAGAUUGGAGUUCCAGUUACCGAUGCUGUCUCGAGCUCGGAGCAGUUGCGGCAGGCGAUAAAGCUGUUUAGGGGAGAGAAGUUUUUGAUUCUCACUCAGGAUGAAGGCAAGAAAGUCAGGGUACUUUUGAGGCCGGAAGCGACUUCUAGGGAUGCGUUGAAGGCAUACUACACGAUCAAGAAGUAUAUGCAGUCAAAUUCUUUGUCGCCUGACAAGCUUGCAGAGUCGUACAAGUAUAUGAAGCGCAACUUAUCCAAUUUUGAAAGCAAAGCAGCCGCGGCUGGCUGGGACACCAGACAUAUGCUCCUGACUGAUGGGAGGAGUCGAGUAAAAUGGUGA